Helianthus annuus (common sunflower) is the source of this 444-nucleotide messenger RNA. RefSeq lists its product as uncharacterized. The transcript has a single exon. Bases 1 to 444 code for a protein of 147 amino acids. Lineage: Eukaryota; Viridiplantae; Streptophyta; Magnoliopsida; Asterales; Asteraceae. The record is from RefSeq and is a predicted model, not a curated record.
AUGGAAAGAUUGCCGACAAAGUGCGCUUUAGCUAGAAGAAAUGUCCCGGUUCAGAAUCAACUGUGCGUAUUAUGCGGAGAUUACGAAGAGACAUCAGAGCAUGUUUUUGUUUCGUGUCAAUUUGCACAAACGAUAUGGCAAAAUUUGGCCGGAUGGUGUAUGAUCCCUCCGGUAAUUGCGUUUGGUAUUGGUGACUUACUUACGUUACAUGAAUCGAGUUCGGGUUCGAGAAAGAUAAGGAAAGUAAUACAUGCUUUAGUCUUGGUGACGUUUUGGAGUAUUUGGAAGGCUAGAAACGAAGUCGUUUUUAGACAAGUUAAAGCAAAUACGACAAGGAGUUUGGAUGAGAUCAAAUCGGUAACGUAUUUAUGGGUCAAAUCUAGAGCAAAAGUGGCGGCUUUAAGUUGGGAAGAUUGGAGUCGGUUUAGUUUGGGCGUCUUGUGA